This is a messenger RNA of Anopheles stephensi (Asian malaria mosquito), 5454 nucleotides long. It is a transcript of the gene MnM, whose product is annotated as muscle M-line assembly protein unc-89. The record is from RefSeq and is a predicted model, not a curated record. Bases 492 to 4541 code for a protein of 1349 amino acids. The transcript has 4 exons. Gene Ontology annotation, molecular function: protein binding. Lineage: Eukaryota; Metazoa; Arthropoda; Insecta; Diptera; Culicidae.
GAACGCGCUGUUCUUGCCGCAGUUUUCGACCAGCUUGCGCUCCGGCGGUAUCGAGCGUGGAUCCGCGAUCAGGUCCGCUUUGUGCCUGGCUGCGUGUGCGUGUGAGUGUGUGUGUGCAUGUGAAUGUGUGUGGUAGGGAGCGCACCCAUUCACGGUUGCGUACAGUAGAGCGACGACGACAACGACGACCAAGACAAACGAAAAUGUGCCCGAUGUACAAGUUCUGACGCUUACAAAAAGUGAAAAUUCCUUUCCGAUUUCGAUACCACGCUCUCGUUUUUACACACGCACAAGUGAUUUAACGCCAAAGAAUUUUGCCCAAAAGUGAGCAAGUGUUUUCCCUGUCAGAUAUAGAAACCAUACCCAGCCAGAACAAAGCGUUAUAGUGCUUCAAUGCAAUUCAAUCGAUCGUGUGUGUAUGCGUGAGCAACAGAGAGCAACCACCAACUCUUCGUCGAUCGAGACCUGUACUUCAAUCUCCGAAAUUCACGAUGGGAAAUCAGCCUACUAAGCACACUGUGGCAAAGCCUAAGAAGGCUGUGCACUGGAAAUCAGCAGAACCACCGGCACCACCCGGAAAGCCGGCACUUGUUCCAGGCUCACCGUCAUCUGCACCUGACAUUGUAACCAUCCGCUGGAGUCGUCCUGCCACCGAUGGCGGCUCACCAAUACUCGGGUACGUGGUGGAACAGAGACGGACAGGUUCACCCCACUGGGUGCGCACCUGUCCAUCGCUAGUGCAGCAGACCGAACUCUCGCUGAGCGGUCUGGAGCCUGGCUGGCGUUAUCAGUUCCGCGUGAUGGCCGAAAACAUUGUCGGACGCUCGGAAAGCAGUGAACUAUCCGAUCCACUCACUGUGACACUGCAAAGGAACGCUAUCUCGGCCCCUCGCUUCGUCCACGAGCUGUUCGAUGCGACCGCUGUCGAAAACGAGAAGGUAGAGUUUCGGGUGCAGGUUGUUGGUACGCCAGCUCCACAAAUCAGCUGGUUCAAAGACGGGUUCGAGAUCUACAGCAGUCGGCGGGCGAGAAUCAUCACCGAGGCAGACGUCAGCGUACUCGUCAUCCAUCAGGCAGCACUGACGGACGAGGGAGAGAUCAAGUGUGCGGCCACGAACCGCGCCGGUCACACGGUAACCCGUUGUCAUCUCACAAUCGACGCGUAUCCGAAAAUACGUUUGCCGCGUCAGUACGAAGACGGUCUGCUUAUCGAGGCAGAGGAAGUCGUGCGUAUGAAGGUGGGUCUGGCAGGACGUCCGCCACCAUCCGUCGAGUGGAGCCACAACGGAGAACCGUUGGAGAAUGACGGCCGACACGAGAUCGUCACUACGGAUAAGAAUUCGACGCUCAAGAUAGCCAGCACCAAGCGUGCCGAUCGCGGAGAAUAUCACAUCCGUGCACUCAACAAACUGGGCGAAGAUAAUGCAUCCUUCCUGGUGACAGUGACUGCUCGCCCAGAGCCACCGGGCCGUGUGACGUUGGCCAUUUCGUACGGGAAAACCGCCACGCUUAGCUGGUCCGCACCGGAAGACGAUGGUGGAUGCAAGAUCGGUAACUACAUCGUUGAGUACUAUCGCGUCGGUUGGGACGUGUGGCUGAAGGCGGCCACCUGCCGUCAGCUCACUACCACCCUGAGCGAUCUGAUCGAAGGCUCUCAAUAUCGGUUUCGUGUGAAGGCAGAAAACCCCUACGGAUUGAGUGAUCCAAGCGAGGAAUCGGACAUUCUGUUUGUCCCGGAUCCGAAGCGUGGCAUUACGGACGCCUCAAAGAUGCAGCAGCAACAACAACAACCAUCCACUCUGCCACGCAAGCGACGCGAUCAUUCUCAGUCGCCGCUUCGCGAAACCUCCUCCAGACCCAAGAAAGCGUUUACGCCGGAACCUUACGGUCGUGACGAAAUAAUGCGCGAGAUGUCGUAUGGAACUCCGCUAGAUCUUGGUGUUGGCCAUGGCUACACUAGCCCAGCGUCUCCUGUUCCAGCGUUAGUCAUCACGGAACCAGCUCCGCUAGCCGAACCAGAAUCGGAGUCGGAAUCCAUUGGUCCUGCAACGACGUACGCAAGCCACACAUCACCCGGUAACCCACACUCGUCCCUAAAGGCGAUGCAGAAGUUCUCCAAAGAGCCUAGCCCACUGUCGUUGAAGUUAUCGGAUCGAGAUCUAUCCUCCAAUGGCAAUAGCUCCGAUCAGAUGGGAUCUGGCUCGGUGAGCGGUGCCGAAGCCCAAUCUAACAAGCAACCAAGCCAGAAAGCGGCCAUCCACAACAGCUCUGAGUUUAUGUUGGUCCUCUACAACGAGCAGGAAGCGAAGAAAUCCACACCAAGCAACAGUACCGCCGAUGGGUUGGCGCGCACCGGAUCCGUACCAUCGGGUGCUGGGAAAUCGCCUUGGUUUCGUUGGAGGUUUCAGAAAGAUAGGUACUUCCUCGAAAGACUUCUUACGCGACGAGGUUACCCGGGUGCGGUAUCGCGCAUUUCGUUGCGAUGCUCCCGAACCGGGUCCGGUAAGCUGUUUGUCCCCGGCCGUAGAGCAGUCUUCAACAUACUACUAGGUAAUUCUACCUUCGACUUUGAGCUGGAUGAGCUGGUGGCUCCUCCGCCGCCCCUAUCAUUAUCUGCACCGGAGCUUAACGUGGAACCGCCGCCGGCACCGACCAUGCGUGUUGGUGUCAGCUCGACGGAACUACUCUACGAGCGAGCUAUGGCACGCUUCUAUCAAGCGGUCGCUUACGAAGAGUCGGAGAACCAGCGCAAAGAAGCCGAACACGAGCAGGCCAUCCGACGCCACCAAGCAGCCGCUCAAGAGCAACUCCAAGAAGAGAAGGCCAGUAUCACAACCACCACAGUCAGCAAUCGAUUGGCCGAUCGUAGGAGCAGCCUUCGAAAGCGUCUCUCCGGAGAUAAGGACUCGAUCGUAAAGCAGUCCAGCUUCGAGCAGGAUCAAGUUCUUCCACAGCCGCAGGCCCAAUCGCAACAACAGCAGCAGCUAUCACAUUCCACACUAGCCGAGGACACGAUCGUCGAAGAACCGUCGCAAGGUGUGGAGCAGAUCGAAUCAUUUACGUCCCUGCCGAUCGGAUACUCCGAAGAGGAAGAGUCCGUUUCGUCCUCGAUGAACUCGAUGAUCGAGGAGCUGAAGAGACGUGAACAGCAGCAAAAGCUGCUCGAACAGCAGGUACUCGUGCUACCGAAACGACGCGGCUUCAUGGAUGACGACGAGACCGACGAAGAACCGUACCAUCCGGGUGGCGAGCGGAUGAGAUCACCCUACCGUAAUCCGGAUCCGAGUCAGGCGAUUGAGAUCCUCACAAAACCGAUGCCUCUGCCGGAUCCUAACUUUGUACCGAAACCCAUUCUCAAGCGUCCCUCUACGGAGGUGCUGGCAAAGGCAGAACAAGUAGCAAGCCAACAGUCGAACAGCAAUCUUCAAGUUAGCCCAGCGCAACCUCCAAAGCAACCGACCCCGGAACGCGAGAAAUCUCCCGCGAAAACGCCUACUCCACCUCGCAAGACGGAAGCAGCGCCACAGCCACAACCGGCAGAAUCAAAGCCAGAAUCCAAGCCACAAGCGUUCGCUCUUGCCCAGAAACAAGCCCCAGAGGGACAGGAGAUCGAGCGUGCGAUCGUCUCCGAAGCAGCUCGCCAGCGACGUCUCGAAUCGCGCCAGAACUCAAUCGAAGAGUCACGUGCUGUGGCCGAUUUUUACAGCGAUAUGGUGCAGCAAAUUGAAAGCUCGAAGAAACCUCGCAAACUACCACUCUACAUGAGCCCGGAUGAGGUACGCCGAUUGAACGAACGUGAGUACUCGCGAAACUCUUCCCGAGCCGGUUCACGAUCACCGCUUCCACUGGAAGAUGCGUACCUAAUGCGUGGCCGUACUUCACGCUCACCUUCGCUCUCUACCGACCAUCCGAUGGUUGUACAGCGCGGUAGUAAACCGGCCCGGGAGAGCAAGAUCUUGAGGCAACGAUCCGCUUCAAUUGAAAGUGAUGCCACUCCGAGACCUCCUUCAGUGGCACGAGACAUUGUGGCCAGUCCGGUGCAGGUUCGGGAUGAAGAAAAUGGACGCGUUAGUAGACCGACAGAGAAGAAGCGUGGUACUGGAAUGGCGGGUGCGGUGGUUAGGAAUCGAUCUCGAUCGAAUUCGGCCAUUAGGGCUGGGGCACAAAACCCAGCUGUGCCGUCGAAAGUGUCUCCACCAGGUGCUGCUCCAUUGCCCAAUGCACGCAGCAUCUCCAACAAGCAACCUACUCCAGAACCUUCCGAACUGGAGCUGCCAAAGUCCAAACCUAUCUUCACCACGCCCGAAGCGGUUGAACCGGAGCCAAAGGUUCCGAUCGUCAAAGAUCAGGAAGACAUGAAGCCUACCAUAUCUUACCUGACAGAUGUGGCCCUGUUUGUGAUUGCUUGUUGGCUGUAUCUGUUCAAGAAUCCCAAGCUAGCCAUCCCCGUCAUCCUGCUGAUUAUGUAUCGACACAUUCGGGAGGUGGUCAAGGACAAGAUUCCUGCCUGGAUGCGACGAACAGAGGUGACGACCAGCUGAGAACCUUAAGAGCACUUUGCGAAAUUAUUUCCGAUAAAGACAUUGCUGCACCUACCACAAGGAUCGCGUCCGCGCGUCACAGGGUUUUGAUUGUAGUGUUUCGUGUAGCCAGCACUAUCAGUUGGGGACCAGCCAAGUAGUCGGAGGUGACGCUUUUGCGAUGCCGGUUCCGUGUUCCGCACCGUGUUUGCGUUUAUUUGCUGUGCACCAGCUCACUUGGGUAAAUAUUCUUAUGCUACACUCUCUAGUGCCUUCACCGCGAAGAAGGACGGCCAGAGACCACACCCUUCGUCGACGAUAAGGAAUCUCGGUCUCUGCCUGUUACUCAUCUAAACCCAAAAAAAAACGAACGUUUACGCUUAACCUAAUAUUACUCUACAUUAGACGACGUGCUUUCGUUGCACGCUCAAUGACGCACUCACGUACUACACCGGGUUUAUUGUUCUGCACAUGGGAAGAGGGAAGAAGCUGGCCAGGAUCGUGUCCAUCCCCGGAUGCAACCUCAGACUCAGUCGAGUGCACCGAGUGUCCCGAUUAUGCUCACGAAAGCACCGACACACACAUACACACACUCACUCACACUCCACAUGAUUAUUUUUGUUACCUCAAAUUGUUGCACUUGCACAUGGCAUGGGAAUCCGUUUCGUCUCAUUGUGAACCACGAGGCAAGGGUUUCUUGUGUGUUUUUUUGGGGGGUUUGCUCUGCACGGUCGACGUUGCAACAAUUUCGCUCGAGCACACCGACACAAUUCCCACUACUAGCCAGCCGCUAGAGCUGUUUACCAUACGUGUAUUUGUACUCUGUUUACGUUAAGAAUGAAUAUGUGUAUGUAUAUACGUUUUUGAACAAGCGAAUCGAUAAAAAUCGUAAAAAUAAACAUAAUAAAAAAAAAGGUCGUUUACAAAAACCCAA